Molecule: messenger RNA, 478 nt
Organism: Aspergillus japonicus CBS 114.51
Lineage: Eukaryota; Fungi; Ascomycota; Eurotiomycetes; Eurotiales; Aspergillaceae
Exons: 1
Coding region: 146-415 (89 amino acids)
Source: RefSeq, a predicted model, not a curated record
CAAAAGGGAUCAACAUAAGCGAAGCACUAGAGCAUGCAGGUUGUGCCGUGAUGAUUUGGCAGGCGCCGUGCAGUUCAUUCGGACCCCCGACUUAAACCCACUUUGAGCCCCGACUCUGUUUCUUUCCUCGGUGCAUCUUCUCAUCAUGUCUGCCACUAGCGAAACCAACUUCCCGACCACCAUGUCCUCCACUAAUGAUGAGAACUGGUUGACCGACUCGCUGGUCUCCCGAUCGAUAGACCGUUCAGAGCAACCCACGUUAGCGCACAAGACACAGACGAGUGAUCAGAAGGAUGGCACAAGAACCCGCCACGACUACACGGUGGGCUGGGUCUCUGUGUUGGAAGAGGAGCAGGUCGCAGCAACAGCCAUGUUGUUUCAGAACCACCCCGACCUCCCGAAACCGCCAAAAUAAUCCUAAUGCCUAUGCGCUAGCAUUGACCAGAAGAAUUAUUUUGGUGACACGAUCUUGGCAGUG